Molecule: messenger RNA, 1584 nt
Organism: Aspergillus pseudotamarii
Lineage: Eukaryota; Fungi; Ascomycota; Eurotiomycetes; Eurotiales; Aspergillaceae
Product: cytochrome P450
Exons: 4
Coding region: 1-1584 (527 amino acids)
Molecular function (GO): monooxygenase activity; oxidoreductase activity, acting on paired donors, with incorporation or reduction of molecular oxygen; heme binding
Source: RefSeq, a predicted model, not a curated record
AUGAUUGGCGACCAGUAUACCAACGUCGGUGCGGGUUUUAAAUCAGCCUUAGCAGUACUCUGCAUCGCCGUGUGCUUUCUUCUACUAUCUCCGUGGAUUGCUUACGCGAGUUUGCCAACGUCCAUAAAAUCGCCUAUCAAAGUAAAGGGACCGUUAUCAGCGCUCCGAGCAUGCUUGAGUGAGAUCACCGCCGGAACGAAAACCUCGACAAAGGGAUACGAAUUAUAUUCUAAAAAGGGACAGUCAUUUGCAAUGCUGAACAUCAACUUUCGCCCUCAGGUUAUCCUACCUCCGGAGUAUGUUCGCUGGCUAAUCACCCAACCAGAAGAUAUCCUCUCCCAUGCCAAGGCCAGUGACGAUGCUGACGCACUGGGGUAUAUCUGGCCACUGUUUGAUGCAUCAGCUCUUCACUCAUUCUCCAAAGUCCUCCAGAAUGAUCUCACUCGGAACGUCACACAGACAGAGAAUGAUGUUUUGGAAGAAGUGCAGCACAUCAUGGAUGAGCUUGUCGGUAAGGCCGGCACUUGGAAGGAGGUGAAUAUGGUUCGGGUUUUCGAAAGGAUCAUGUAUCAGGCGACGCAGCGCGUUUAUGUGGGACUUCCUCUGUGCCGAGACAGCACGUAUAUGGGAUAUGUGAAAGGAUAUGCCCGCUCUUUGGGGACUGCCAUGGUAUUCGCAGCCCAGCUUACCCCAUGGCCCCUCAGACAGGUUACAGCCCUGCUGGCAGGUUUGCCGGUUUACUACUAUGUCCUUCGGGUCCGAUCUUACCUGUCCCCGCUAUUCAAGGAACGGAUGGAGCGGCUGAAAGCGAACGAGGGGAUGAAGGAGGGUUUACCAGAACACGAACCAGGCAACCUGAUUACCUGGAUGUCAAAUGGCGUGCUUUCCGGGGUCGCGCCCAGGUCGGUCAGCCCAAGCGAAAUGGUAACAUGGCUUGGAAUUCUCGCACUCCUGCCAACAGAUAAUCUCUGGACGACAUGCACAAAUGUACUUCUUGAUCUGCUUAGCUCCGCGUCCGAGCACGCUUAUCUCCAUAGCAUCCGUGAGGAAGCAAAGACAGUAUUCGCUUCAAGCAAGGAGUCUAGUAAGCCCGUGUCACAUGGAUUGCAUCAUAUUGAUAGCGCAAUUCGAGAGAGUCUUCGGAUGAAUUCCCUAUCCCCGAGAUCCCUCCAUCGCCAGGUUGUACGUCGCGGGGGUGUUGUGCUACCUGACGGACAGAAGGUCCCUGUAGGGACUUGGCUGUGUGUUUUAUCCGGGAACAUCCAGAGAGAUGAAGACUUUUAUGACGAUGCACAUACCUACAAGCCAUUCCGUUUCGUUCCUAAGCUGGCUGAGUCUGGAGGCGACAAGGCACCGUCGUUGCCUUUGACAAAUGAGAAGUAUCUUACUUUCGGUUAUGGUCGACACGCCUGCCCUGGGCGAUGGUUUUCAUUCCAGAUAAUGAAGAUCGUUAUUGCCUAUAUCCUCGUAAACUAUGACAUUCGGCCGCUGGACAAACGCCCGGACAAUAUCAAGUUUGCAGAUCUCAACAUACCCCACCUAUCCCACAUAAUCAAGAUCAAGAGGAUAACAGGAAGCCAGUAG